This is a messenger RNA of Diospyros lotus (date-plum), 1239 nucleotides long. Its product is annotated as universal stress protein PHOS32. The record is from RefSeq and is a predicted model, not a curated record. The coding region runs from base 109 to 789 and encodes 226 amino acids. Lineage: Eukaryota; Viridiplantae; Streptophyta; Magnoliopsida; Ericales; Ebenaceae. The transcript is spliced from 3 exons.
CCGUAGACAAGGCCACCACUUGUUCCCUUUCGUCUCCAUAUAAAUCCCCACCUUCUGACUAAAGCUGCCGACUGCCGAUCGAUCACUUGGGGAAUUUGAGAGUUAAAGAUGGGCAGAAAUGGCGUCAGAUUGCCUAGCUUCUGCUUGAACAGAAUCAGGCCUCUCGUCCGAGUCCGCUCGGCGCCACCGGUGAAGUUCGGCCAUGACGUGGGUUCAGUCAAAACCAGCCCGGAAACUGAGGAUUCCGGAGAGGUGAAGAAGCCUGCGGCCGCGGGAGUUGGCCGGAAAAUCAUGAUUGUGGUCGAUUCAAGCAUGGAGGCCAAGGGAGCUCUGCAAUGGGCGCUUACUCACACUGUUCAGAGCCAAGACACUGUCGUUCUUCUCUAUGUAAGCAAGACUUCCAAGCAAGGUGACGAAUCCCGGAAGGAGAUGGCUCCACGAGUUGCUGAAUUUCUUCAAUCCAUGAAGAAAUUGUGUAGGCAGAAGAGACCCGAGGUUCAAAUUGAGAUUGCAGUGGCAGAAGGGAAAGAGAAGGGUCCGACCAUAGUGGAGGAGUCCAAGAAGCAAGCUGCGGCGCUGCUGGUUCUGGGGCAGAAGAAGCAGUCCAUGACAUGGCGGCUGCUGCUGAUGUGGGCCGGAAGCCGGGGCGGGGGCGGCAGUGGCGGGGUGGUGGAGUACUGCAUCCAGAAUGCCAGCUGCAUGGCCAUUGCAGUGAGGAGGAAGAGCAGGAAGCUUGGAGGGUACCUAAUCACAACAAAGCGCCACAAGGAUUUUUGGCUCUUGGCUUAAACUUAGUUUUCUUUUGAUUUUGGUAUAAGCAGUUAAUGGUGUAAUCUGGCUUCGUAUAUGCAUUGUGAUUGCUAUAUAUAUAUUGUGGUGUUUGUAAAUAAUGGUCAGAGGCAUAUUGGGUAAUUUAUGAGAAGGGAUUUGGGUACGAUAAUGAAUGGCAAGUGAAGUGAGUGUGAUUAUUAAGGGCAUUAGGGAGGGAACAAAAGUGGGGUCCUAUGGCCAACUUUAAAGGACCCUUCUGAUGGCACAAUUGCUCAAUUAGGGCACAUGGUCCUCUCCUCCUUUUGACCUUAAGUUAAGGCACACUUUUGAUCCAUCUCCAUCAUCUACUCACCACCUGGAACUCCCGUCCCCUCCUUGUCACAAUUCCUCAUGCAAUCAGGUUGUCUCCUCUUUUUGCCAUGGACAUGUACCCUAUUUUUUCAUAUAUCAAAUUAAUGUACCCAAUAU